Molecule: messenger RNA, 2730 nt
Organism: Peromyscus eremicus (cactus mouse)
Lineage: Eukaryota; Metazoa; Chordata; Mammalia; Rodentia; Cricetidae
Gene: Il12rb1
Product: interleukin 12 receptor subunit beta 1
Exons: 20
Coding region: 1-2712 (903 amino acids)
Molecular function (GO): protein binding
Source: RefSeq, a predicted model, not a curated record
AUGCCCCGCCCCCGGGCCCGGAGCCGGCGCCGCGGCUCCGCCGACCGCGAGGCCACGCCCCCGGCGCGCCGGGCAUCUCCCCUGAAGGGCGGCGUGGAUCCCCGCACCCCGCACGCCGCCCCCGGUCCUCGUGCUGGCGCUCCCUCCCAGCACCGAGGUCAUCUCCGGCUACAGCUGCAGGCCGGCCUGGGCCGCCUGAGUCUGCCCCAGACAAACAUUGGUGCACUCGUCACCCCCGCCGCCGUAAGAGACCCCCGAGAUCCCCGCCGUCGGCCCCGCCCCGUGGGCGGGGUCUUUGGUCUGCUGGCUGUCACUCAGUUUCACGCUUUUCAGACCCCACCGACCUCGAAUUAUGUCCCCGGCGGCGACAUCAGUGGUUCCUUCCGCCGCGGUUUCCGGCCCUGGCCUGUCUCUUCCCGCUCGCCGCCCCUGGAAGUGGGGCGCCGGUGGCUCAAAGUCCUCAGCCUGUCACCUGAGAGGCGUGACCAGGCCCACGAGGGCCACAUCCGGCCCUCACCACGCAGCCUGGCCUGCCUUCAUAUGCGGCUUGUUGGGGAAACUGAGGCAGCUGUCGUCAGCGUGUUCCGGGGUGGGGACAGGGUGGCUGGGCCCCUUUGGCGGUGCAGAAGCUCCUGGAGCCUCACGGCUCCCGUGGAACUGAUGGGGCUGCGGGGGACCAGCCUGCACAUCCUCAUCUUCCUCCCACUUUGCCGGCUGAGUGCCUCCUGCGGAGCUGGCAGCUGCUGCUUUGAGAAGCUGCCGCUGUCCCCAGAUGGAGCCUCAGGCUCCUUGUCAGGACCCAGGAACUUGAGCUGCUACAGGGUUUCCGGAGCCGAAUAUGAAUGUUCCUGGCAGUAUGACAACUCUGAGGACAAUGUCACUCACUUCCUGAGGUGCUGCUUUGAAGGUGGGCGCUGCUGCUACUUCCCUGCAGGCCGGUCCAGGACUGUGCAGUUCUCGGAGCAGGCUGGUGUCCCUGUGCUGUCCAACGUCACGUUCUGGGUGGAGUCUCGGCUCGGCAACCGGACCCUGAAGUCUCUGGCGAUAUCCCUGUACCUGUUCCACUGGAUCAAGGUCAGCCCUCCCCCGGGAGACGUCAAAGUGUCUCGUUCAGACGGCCAGUUACGCCUGGAUUGGAAUGUUUCCGAUGAGGUCCAGACUGAGGUGCAGAUCAGACGCCGGACGCCCACAACAAAUUGGACAUUGUAUGACUGUGGACCCCAGAAUAACUCUGGCUUAGGUGUGAUUGAGGACAUUCAUGGCAGCAGUUCUGAGUCCUGCCUCUGCCCUUCGGAGAGCAUGGCCCAGGAAUUCCAGAUACGGCGGCGGCGGCGCCUCUCCUCGGGGGCCCCUGGGGGUCCCUGGAGCAGCUGGAGCAUCUCUGUGUGUGUUCCACCUGAACCCUUUCCCCAGCCUGAGGUCAAGUUCCUGGUGAAGCCCCUGGGCCAAGGUGGAAGGCGGAAUCUGACCAUGCAGGCGCAGGCCUCGCAGCCCCCUGUCCCCGAGGGUUGCCGGGGAGUCAGGCCUGGUGCGCAGGCGCAGCACUUGGUGCGCGUGCACAUGCUGUCUUGCGCGUGUCAGAGGAAGACCUCGAAGACCGUGUCCCUGGGCAAGCCGCUGAAGCUCUCCGGGGCUGCCUACGACCUGGUAGUGGUCACCAAGACUCGCUUCGGCCUCAGCCCCAGCCGGACGUGGCACCUUCCUGCCCUAAAUCUCCCCCCCGAGAUGAGGACCCCGAACAUCAGCGUGGGAGGCAACGAGACAGCCGUGCACUGGGCGGCCCAGGCCCCGGGCACCGCCUACUGCGUGGAGUGGCAGGCCGUGGGCCCCGGCAGGAGCCACGCCCACUGCGCCCUGAUUGGGCCGGAAGACGGGGGCCCGGCCGGGACGGUGACGCACAGCUGGAGCUCAGGGCCCGGCCUGCACCAGGAGGGGUGUUACCGCGUCGCUGUCUUCGCCUCCAAGAACCCAGAGAAGCCGUUGCUGUGGUCCACGGUGCUGUCCGGUUACUACUUCGGGGGUAACACUUCGGUGGCCGGGACCCCGCGCCAAGUGUCGGUGAGGAAGCACAGCGGGGACUCGGUGUCCGUGGAGUGGACGCCGUCCCCGCUGGGUGGCUGUCCGGGGGUCCUGACUCGAUACGUCGUGCGCUGCGAGGCUGAGGACGGCGAGUGGGCGUCAGAGUGGCUCGUGCCGCCCGCGGAGACGCGCGUGACCCUCCGGGGACUGCGCGGCGGCGGCGCGUACAGGGUGCAGGUGCGGGCGGACACGGCGCGGCUCCCGGGCGCCUGGAGCCUCCCGCAGCGCUUCCCGCUCGAGGUGCGGAUGUCCCGGCUGGCCAUCGUUUUUGCGUCCCUGGGGAGCUUCGCCAGUGUCCUCCUCGUGGGCGGCCUCGGAUACGUGGGCUUGAACAGGGCCGCCUGGCGCUUGUGCCCACCCCUGCCCACGCCCUGUGCCAGCACGGCCGUGGAGCUCCCGGGCAGCCAGGGCAAGCAGGCCUGGCAGUGGCGCGGCCCCGCGGACUUCCCGGAGGUGGUGUGCCCGCGAGAGACGCUGGUGGUGGAGGAGGCCCGGGACUCGGACGCCGCCGCCGCCGUCCCGGACACCGCGCGGGCCCCGGAGGCCGGGGGGCCGGGACUGCCGAGGCCGCAGGGGGCGAGCGGCUCACCGGAGGCCGCCCAGCGCCGGCAGGGUGCGAACCGGCCUGCGUGACGGCGCCCCUCCCACCAU